GCCAGCCCGGCUGGAGUCUAAAUAGGAGUAAUGGAAGUCCACGGUCCGUUCGAUUUGGAGUGAAACAGUGCUUUUGAUUUGACUUGCAUGUCUGAUGCAGCCAAUGUCAAUCAAUUAGGUACCUGUCCCAUGGUCUCGGACUUGGGUCAAGCUGAUUUGAGCUGAAGCUGUAUCGCUUACCUUGCAUAAGUAUGCACCGGCAUAUACGCUGUUCAACCUCGGUUGCCAAGAGUUGUCUCAAGACUACAACCAGACGCCAACCUCACUUGAGUUUGUUCACUCAUCUAUCUCACUCACUCGCUCAACCGCCGUUUAUAUUCUGAUAUAUAUGAUCUAUUCCUCUCAUAUGUGUUGAAUCGUGGAACUUCGUGCUCUUUUGUCUGUAUACAUUCUACUUGUCUGAGAACCUGUCGUCUGAGAAUUCACUGUUACUUAUUUCUAUCAAUCUUACCUACCUACUUGGCCAAACCCCCAAAGUCAGUUUCAACAUGGCAUUGAAACCAAAAAGCCCUUCAAAUACUCCAAGCAUCCAGAAUAGCACUAAAGACUUAGAGGAGCGCCUGAAAGCAUUUGCCGACACAUACAAGACCACUCAAGAUCACCAAUGGUCAACGCCUAUAAUACUAAAUCUCUCCGUCGUUUCCAGCUCGGCGUCACCUCCACAUCCCCGCGCCACGUUCCGGCUUAACGUCCUGCCCGUCCACGACAAUAGCCUGGGCAACAUGCAUGGCGGCUGUACAGCCACAGUCUUCGACAUUUGCACCACCUUCCCGCUGCAAAUGAUAUCGCGGCCCGGCUUCUGGCAGUAUGGUGGCGUGAGCCGCACCCUGAAUGUGACGUACUUACGCCCAGUGCGCGUUGGUACGACCGUUGAUAUCGAGUGCGAGGUCGUGCAUGCCGGUCAGAGGCUUAGCAGCUUGCGCGGGGUCAUGAGGGCUGCGACAACGGAUGGCACCGAGGGCCCUGUUCUGGCCAUUUGUGAACAUAAUAAAGUCAAUACCGACCCACCAGCUCCAAAGCUGUAAGAGAUGCAGACGAGGAAUGUGUCGCGGUAUCAUUGCGCUCGAUCACGGGCUUGAUUAGAGCAUCGUCUUUGCAGGAAUCUUCGUGAGCAUGCCUGGGCGCGCUAGAGAUAGAGUACAGAAUGAAGGAGUACGGAGUCUAUUUUACACGGCUAAUCAAGCUGCUGCAAUCUAGGAAUCGUAGUAUUAUGUAAAGUUUUUAU
Molecule: messenger RNA, 1225 nt
Organism: Xylaria bambusicola
Lineage: Eukaryota; Fungi; Ascomycota; Sordariomycetes; Xylariales; Xylariaceae
Product: HotDog domain-containing protein
Exons: 2
Coding region: 489-1025 (178 amino acids)
Molecular function (GO): fatty acyl-CoA hydrolase activity
Source: RefSeq, a predicted model, not a curated record